CGGGCGGAGGGCCGUCCGCAGAGAGAGGAGGCGGGCCGGAGCGGAGGAGAGGUCUUGGCUCUUGUCUUGCGGAGGAGCUUUGAUUCAGUAGCUGAGGCGGCGCGGCGCUUCCGGAACCUCCGAGGCUCGUAAGUCUUCUUCUGUUUCUGCUGCUUAUCCGUCUUCAUUUGCUUAGUCUUUUAUUAGAGGAGCGUUAAAGUCAGGGCUCAGGUUGUCAGAGGAAGUGAGAACUGAAAUAAUAAAAGCGCAGAUUGAAUCAGGAGUGAAAUUAGUUUAGAUGUUAAAGAAUCCCAAACGUUUCAUCUGAUCCAUCGCUCUCCGUGGUGCUGAAGGACUUUCUCUGCAGUCGCUGCGUCUUUAACGGGCUCAGAUCAACUGACAGCCUCUCACCUCUCCACAGACACAUCCAGAGAAUCUGCGGAACAAACGCAGGUUUCUCAUCGGCUCAGUUCGGCUCUUUACGCAGAGACUUUCCGAAAAAGAAACUUUUCAUAAUUCAACGUCUUCCUGAAACAGCCCGUGUGUUGGAUCCCCAAAGAGUCAGAAAAUGUCUAAUGAGGGAACCAUCAGCCACUCAGGGUCCGCGGGUGUGAGCUUGGCACAGACGGGAGAAGCCGAGGUGAAGCAGAGCGCCGGAGGCUCCCGUCGGUAAGAGGUGGACAUCCAGAGAGAGGCAGCAGAGCGGAGGUCAGCGAGCCGACACCAGCGCGUCCUCAAACGAUGGGGAUGAAGCACCUCCUGCUGCUUUUCAUUUCCUUGGACCCGCUGAAUGUCCUGUGCGCCGCCGCCACCGCCAGCAAGAGGAGCAAGAGCCCGCCGAGGAGGAACCCGAAGGCGAAGGAGGUGACCGCCAACAGCACCGCGCUGCCCGCCGCCGCCCCGCGGAAAGUCACCCAGCUGCAGGCUCCGUCCGCGGGUUCCCACGACACCUGCUGGGGUUACUACGACGUGAGCGGCCAGUACGACAAGGAGUUCUCCUGCAACAACACCGACCACCGCUUCUGCUGCGGCAGCUGCUUCCUGCGCUUCUGCUGCGCGGACCGCGGCAAGCGGCUGGAGCAGAAGUCCUGCAACAACUACAACACCCCGGAGUGGGUCAAGGUCCCGUCCCCCACCCCGACCCCCGCCGGGGACAUCUACGACCCGGAGCUGGACCAGACCAACACCACGGUCUACAUCACCUGCGGGGUCAUCGCGCUCAUCAUCGCCAUUGGGAUUUUUGCUAAAGUUGCUUAUGAUAAAGCCACGAAGCCGCCGCAGGAGAUGAACGUUCACAGAGCGCUGGCGGACAUCCUGAGGCAGCAAGGGCCGGUUUCAGCUUCGCAGUUUGAGCAUGAAAACAUGGCGGCCAUGGAUGGUUCUCCCAAAGACGAGACGCCGGUCAGGAGCUCAAAGAACCACUACACUCCGGUCCACAGCAAGACGUCCAACCACGGGCAUUAUGGGAAGGACACCCUGCGUCCCGGAGGACCAGACAUGCACAACUUCAUCUCCUCUGGGUUCGUCACUCUGGGCCGGAGCCACCUGAAAGCUCAGCAAUCCAUCGACGAAUCGGGUCAGAUGUCCUGGCAGGGCGACCUGGACGUCCCCAUGUCCUACGGAAACCACCACCAUGAGUACCAGCACAGCCACCUGGACCUGACGGCGCUCACUCCCAAGCUGGACCGGCCGCAGCGGAUCAACAACAUCCUGACCUCGGCCACCGAGCCCUACGACGUUUCGCUGUCCAGGUCCUUCCAGAACCUGAGCCACCUGCAGCCGUCCUACGAGCUGCCGCUCAAGCCCGACUUAAGUAAAUACUCUCCUCACAGACUAAGCGAUAAAGACAUGGAUGACUACUACCCCAGGAAGCAUCUUCAUCCUGACUUCGCUGGUCGGGGACCGACCCACAUGGUGAAGCUGAAUGCUGAGCCCCACCAGCACCAGCAGCACCAGCAGCGCCAGCGCCCCCGGCGGGUGCAGAGGGCCAUGUCCCAGGACCACGUCCUGUCCCCCCCCAGGACGCCGCGGCGCGGAGACUAUGGCUUGUCGUCGUACGGCGCCAUGGCAGCCGCCGCAUACGGAAGUAGCCGCAACCUCUCAAACGAGCAGCUGCUCUCGGCGGACCGCCUCCACUCCCAGGAUCCUCUGCUGUCCCCGGCGAUGAGGCGUGACAAGUUCCGGGAGAAGGCCAUGGCGCGGGCGAUGUCUCACGCCGACAUGCUAAUGCCCACCACGCCGGUCAUGGACCGCCACAAGAUGACCAAGAUGCACUCCCAACCCAGUGCCUCCAAUGACUCGUACAACACGCUGAUGGUCAACCAUCACGCUGCUGGCGCGUCCACGUCCAAGAGGCAGGCGUUCGCGUCCCGACGGACACACACGGUGGACCACCUACAGUACAUUCCCGGCCACCACCACACGUACCGCACUGCCAGUAAGAACGAGGUAACUGUCUAAAGACCGUGUCGGACGAUUCUUGAAAUGCUUCAGAAAUGUGACCGGACGUUUUCAGCAUCCGUCAUUAAAACUCUUCUUGUUGUUUUUUUAGCUUUGUGUGUGAUCCAGAAUUUGGACGACUAGGAAAAUCCUGGCAAAGACUUUUGUUCUGUGAGAGCAUCAUAAGGGCUUUGCGCGUUGACUCAAAGAUCCUUCCUGUCGGACGCAGGACACAGUGAAGAAAAUAUUUUUUAAACCGGACGUAGGACUCGAAGGGAAUUGUACCACCUUUAUAGACAUGAAAAUAAACUCUUUACUGUUUGUACUUCCAGUCUUUGUUAUAGCUUUAGAGAUGCUCAUUAUCUGAUGUACGCACUUCAGUUGGUGCCUCUUGAAAUUGUCCCGUUUCAGCAGUGAAGGGGAUCAGAGGGUUAAAAAGCACAAUUAAUGAAUUCCCAUUUUUUUGGAUUAGGUUUUCUCUUCUUUGACAAACGGCCGGAACAUAUCAGCUUAGACUAUAAGUGAAACAGACUAUUUGUGUUGCAAACUACAGAUGAUUGUAAAUAGGCUCUUAGCUGCAUAAAGGCCCUCUGGACUACUGUCCCAAGUGGAGUUUAUUAGGUGUUUCCAUUUAUUAAUUCUGUUUUAGAUAAGGAAAAGUUCCCAGAUUAGUAUUAUUUCCACUGAUGUCUGCAAAUUAUGUGGAUCUAAUAUGUGCGUUGGGAGUGUUUCUGUUUGUUUUCUAGCUUGUGGCUCUGAAGGAAACGGCUGUUUGGAUUUCUGCUGUCACUUUUGGCCGGUUGCUUCCAUCUCUGCAGAUCAGGCCUCAGCGUUGCGGAUCGUCGAGAGUCGAAAACAAUCAGUCUGAAGACGCUGUCAUGCUUGACUGACCAGGUGUCGCGUGCCAAUCAAACGCUGAUUAAACUGUGAAAUGUUUGUCCAGUGUUUCUCAUUAAAGCAAUGCCUUAUUGUAUAGAACGCCAUAAGCUCUUAAAUGAA
Molecule: messenger RNA, 3417 nt
Organism: Poecilia reticulata (guppy)
Lineage: Eukaryota; Metazoa; Chordata; Actinopteri; Cyprinodontiformes; Poeciliidae
Gene: shisa6a
Product: shisa family member 6a
Biological process (GO): regulation of short-term neuronal synaptic plasticity; regulation of AMPA receptor activity
Cellular component (GO): postsynaptic membrane; AMPA glutamate receptor complex; postsynaptic density
Source: RefSeq, a predicted model, not a curated record